AUUGUUAAAAGUCUGAGUUUUUUUGAUUCAGAAUUUUUUGAAUUCAGAAUUCUUCCAAUUGUAUCAUCAUUAAGUUGACCUGUUGAUUAUUAAUUUUGUGGAAUAAUCGAUCAAUCAUGGUACUUGGUUGGUCGGUAGCUAAUACGACUAUUUCCCAUCCUGAUUUGCACGCAAUGUGUCUGGCAACAUCGGGUAAUGGAAAAUGUGCACUUGUUUCACGACGAUCCAUAUCGAUAAUUCGUACGGAUAAUUUGGCCAAAAUUGAUUCGGUCAUAGCCCGAGAAACUAAAUGGGAUACUACACAUGCUGAAUUCAGUCCCCCGGAUCCGAAACAAUUGGCCAUUACUAAUGCGCAAACCAUUAAUAUUUAUAAUAUUGAUGACCAAAGUAAUUGGUUGAUGCAUACACUCAAUGGUCAUACUCGCACCAUUACUGAUUUGAAUUGGUCGUGUAAGGAGCCAAACAUUUUGGCAAGUGCUUCGUUCGAUAAUUAUAUCUAUAUCUGGGAUCUAAGGGAAACCCGGAAACCCAUAUAUCUCAUGUACUCGAUUUCGGGUGCCACACAGAUCAAAUGGUCGAAAAUGAAUGAAAAUAUUCUGGCAACCAGUCACGAGGGUGAUGUCCGAAUCUGGGACAAAAGAAAAAGUAAUAUGCCAUUACAUUAUGUAUCAACUUAUUUGGCCAAAAUAACCGGAAUCGAUUGGAGUCCAUUUUAUGAGAAUAAAUUCUUAACCUGUUCGCAGGAUGGAAGUAUAAAACUAUGGGAUCUAAUAAAUUGCAGCAAAGGAAAAAGUGAAUACCAUAUGACAACGGGAUUGCCAAUUUGGAAAGCACGUUAUACACCAUUCGGUAAUGGUCUGAUGACAGCAUUAGUGCCACAAAUGCGUCGAACCGGAGAGAACAAUUCGCUUUGGAUGUGGAAAAUCGAUUCACUUGAUCAACCGAUUCAUUCAUUUGCCGGACAUCUUGAUGUUGUAUUGGAUUUCGGUUGGAAUAUUAUCGAUUCGGAUGAUUAUGAAUUGAUUACUUGGGCACGGGAUAAUACUUUUCGUCUGUGGAAAGUGAAUCCCAAUGAAUUUGUCCGCCAAAUCCAGGAUUCAUCUUCGACGGACGAUCAACAUGAUCAUCAUACUGAUGAUAUAUCAUCCGAUUUCGAUAGUCAAUCGGCAAAAUUGUCCAAUCUCGAUCUAAGUAAAUCAAGCGACCUAUCAUCGCCAAUAUCGGAGAAAUGUGAAUCAAAUCAAAAUGAAUUUGAUAAUUUGGAAGAUAAAUCGGAUAAAGUUUUCAGUUUGAAACAAGAAUUUUCCUUAUUCAAUUCAAACAUUGCUAACCUAAUGAUUGAAGAACUUAAUGUCAAUAAACGUUUUUGUAUAGCAUCCAUCAAAUCGUCAAUCAUAUGUCGAUUGAAGAUAUUCUUUCCCAUCAAUUACCCAAACACUAUACCUGUCUUUACAUUUCUAAAUGAUCAACCUGUGCCGUCAUUCAAUUCGAAUACAACCAAAUUAUUGGAUGAUAAAACUAAAAAAGAAAUUCUCACUGAUCUUCAAUCCACAGCUACAUUUCUUGUCAAACAUAAUCGCAAUUGUUUGGAGAAAUGUCUUCGACAAUUUGUUCACCUGAUUGAAGAAUCGACAUCAUUGAAUUUAAUCCAAACAAACAGCAAUACUAAUACUAAUAUUAAACAAACCAUAUCGGAUUACCUUCCUACUCACCAAUACGUCAGCUAUCUGGACGCAUCGGUACCUUUUCCUCGUACAUCCGGAGCAAGAUUUUGUUCAUCCGAAAUUCUGGUCUGUUUCGGACGGCCACCACAUCUAGAGCAAAUGAAUGUUCCGACCGAAUAUACACCGCGAUCGUUAUCCGCAUUAUCAUCAUAUUUGGUGAAACAUGUUGGUGCUUAUAAUUCGAAUCAUAUGAAUGCAAAAGAUAACAUUCCAUCCAUAUCGUCAUUUUAUAUUGAUUCUUCAAAAAAACAUCGAUCGUUUCGUAAAGUGCAUCAAUAUCAGGAAAAAAAAUCGCCAAAUCUUUGCGGUCCUGUUAUGGUAUUCAGUGUUGCCAAAUUAUUACCAAUUUCUCGUCAUUUAGCCGAACAAUACAUUGUGCCCACACCGAAAAGCAACAUUAUCAAUCUGUGCGAAUUGAAUGCUAAAAUUGCCAACACAUCUGGCCGUCGUGAUCUUCUACAAACCUGGCAUUUGGUUCGAAUUUCGGCCGAGAUUUAUCUGAAAAAUCGUUUUCUAUCAUCGGAAGAGCUCAAUUCACACUGGUCAAGACAUCCAUUCGGUGGAAAAAUGAUACAAUCAAUAAUUGAACAUUAUGUUUUAAAAUGUAACGAUAUUCAAACGGCUGCAAUGAUUUCAAGUGUAAUAAGUUCGUGCAAACUUAGUUGUGAUAUUCUAUAUCGAUGGAAAUUGAUUAAAAAGCGUACCCAACUAUUGAAAACAAUCGAAUCGAAAAUGUUGCACGAGGAUCAAUCACACAUUGUUUCCUUUGGUAUCGAAUGCUUCACCCAAUCCUGUAAAGAUCGACAAAAACUCUGUAACAAUUAUAUUUGCAGCCAUUGUAAUCGUAUAUCGUUGAUAUGUACUAUUUGUCGUUUACCUGUCAAAGGUGCCACCAAUCAUUGCAUGAAAUGUGGUCAUGGUGGCCAUGCUAAACAUAUGAAUGAUUGGUUUCAAGAACAUGACCAAUGUCCAUCCGGUUGUGGAUGUGUUUGUCUUCGAAAUUAACCAACAAUGAUUAUUGUUAAUAAUUAUUUUAUUGUAAUCAAUAUUUAAAACAAAAAUG
Molecule: messenger RNA, 2787 nt
Organism: Dermatophagoides pteronyssinus (European house dust mite)
Lineage: Eukaryota; Metazoa; Arthropoda; Arachnida; Sarcoptiformes; Pyroglyphidae
Gene: Wdr59
Product: WD repeat domain 59
Biological process (GO): cellular response to amino acid starvation; positive regulation of TORC1 signaling
Cellular component (GO): vacuolar membrane; Seh1-associated complex
Molecular function (GO): protein binding; signaling adaptor activity
Source: RefSeq, a predicted model, not a curated record